Molecule: messenger RNA, 316 nt
Organism: Abrus precatorius (Indian licorice)
Lineage: Eukaryota; Viridiplantae; Streptophyta; Magnoliopsida; Fabales; Fabaceae
Product: small acidic protein 1
Exons: 1
Coding region: 12-194 (60 amino acids)
Source: RefSeq, a predicted model, not a curated record
GAGAAAGGAUCAUGAGACCAAUGGACUUGUUCGGAGAGAUUGAUGAGCAGGUUUCGUCCAUGGCUAUGGACGUCGACGACGUCGACUCACUGGAGAUCUUCUCGGAGGGCGUCAUCACCACCGAUAACAAACUCGCCGAUGCGGAUUUCUUCAACACCUUCCAAGAUGAUUUCGAUGAUUCUGAUAUCAACUAACGCCAUUUCUUAAUCAUCUGCCUCUGUUUUCUUUUCCUUUAUGGAUUAGGGUAUCGUUAUCUGUUAUUUUCCUCUUCAUGAUGGGGAAGGAACAACAAAAGAAAAGAAAAAAGUUGUACUUU